AAGACCCGCGAAUUACUUGAAAAAUACAGCGGAAUUCCUCCCUCCCAGCAAUCCGAGCAUGUCCAUAGAAUCCGUGACCAAGCAUGGAACAUCCGCGUCUAUCCCUGCACCGGUCUGGGCGUCUGGCUCGUCCCAACCAUCUCCAGAUCUCCGGCCUACGCCGAGAUCCUCGCCCUCGUCAAGACCGGGGCUCGGUACCUUGAUGUCGGCUGUUUCAUUGGACAAGACAUGCGACGGCUCGUCUAUGACGGUGCGCCAUCGACAAAUCUCUACGGCGUCGACAUUGUCAGCCACUGGGCCGUGGGCUUCGACAUGUUCCGCGACAAGGCGACGUUCUCAGCGCAGUUUAUAGAGGCGGAUUUCAUGGACACCGCGGAGUCGGCGGGCCUGGCGGCGCUGGAGGGCUCGGUGGAUGUAAUUUUUGUGUCGCAGGUGCUGCAUCAGUGGGGUUGGGAGGGCCAGGUGAAGGCUGUGAAAAGGUUGGUGGAGUUCUCGCGGGUGGGAACGUUGGUGGUGGGUUGUCAGAUUGGGACUCUGGAUGUGGGCGGCGUGGAGGUUGAGUUUGGGCCGGUUAAGGUGCCACUUUGGAGACAUGAUCCUGUUUCGUUUGAUAAGUUGUGGCAGCAGGUCGGGCUCCAGACCGGGUCGAAGUGGGCGGUGCAGGCAUGGUUGAGGACGUGGGAGGACAUGGGCUGGGAUCCGCGAGAUCAGGCAUUUUUGGGGGAGAGUGCGAGGGUUAUUGAGUUUGUGGUCCGGAGGGUUAAAUGA
This is a messenger RNA of Talaromyces proteolyticus, 768 nucleotides long. RefSeq lists its product as uncharacterized. The record is from RefSeq and is a predicted model, not a curated record. Gene Ontology annotation, molecular function: S-adenosylmethionine-dependent methyltransferase activity. The transcript is spliced from 2 exons. NCBI's taxonomy places the organism in Eukaryota, Fungi, Ascomycota, Eurotiomycetes, Eurotiales, Trichocomaceae. The annotation marks the transcript as partial.